Planococcus citri (citrus mealybug) is the source of this 1842-nucleotide messenger RNA. RefSeq lists its product as uncharacterized. The transcript has 9 exons. Lineage: Eukaryota; Metazoa; Arthropoda; Insecta; Hemiptera; Pseudococcidae. The record is from RefSeq and is a predicted model, not a curated record. Bases 106 to 501 code for a protein of 131 amino acids.
UUGCAAGUUCGCAUUUGGCAGACUAAAAUCCUAUGAUUAGGUUCUUAAUUGGCUCUGGUUGUGUGUUUCCGAAUCAACGUGUUUUUUAUAGGUAGUCGAAAAAUCAUGAAUUUCGUCGUUUUUAUUUCGCUUUUAUCGACGAUAGUUUUUUCAACGGUUGUAUUAGGCUUUGGUAUUCAUGAUGGCGUUUAUGAACCCUUUGAUCGUAAUUCAACGCUACUUCAGCUAUUGGCAAAAAGAGCGUUGAAUAAAUCUGAUUCCGAUUCUGGUGCUGACUGUACGCGUAAAGUGAAUCAAGUGAUCAGUGCUAAACGAUCAGUAUCAACAGAUAUUGCGAGUGCAGCUAAAUGGAGAUUUGAUUUGGAACUGGAAAUAUGCCCGGGUACUUGUGCCAGCGGUGUGAAUAAUACGACUGAUGGCUGCAAGAUCUGUAAUACAGACCUGACGUAUUUUCCUGUGAAAGAUGAUUUCACUCUGAAGUCAAUCAAAUGCCCGUCAUAAUUUGGUAGAAAUCCGUUGAAUUUGGGUGUCGAACUUACUGUACUUUAUCAUUUUCUACCAUGCAGUAAUUAGGAAAUAUGUAUGAUCAAAAUAUAUUCGUAUAUUAGGUAAAAGUAUAGGUGAUGUAAUUUACGUAUCUACGUUUGUUAUAAUGUACCUAACUAUAAAUGAGCAUAAUAAACUUUGAAUGAACUGUUUGAUAUUUGUUGACCCUUGUGGGUUUAAUUUGUUUGCAUCCUACAUGUUUAUUCUGAUAGAGAUGAGUUAUCGGGUGUGUAAAUAGAAGAAUUUUCCAGUUUGACGAGAAUUUAUCGGGAAUUAAAUUGGCAAGAAUUCGGAGUUCACUCGUUGCAUUAUUCAUCGAAUUCCUCUCCUCUUUCCUCUCAUUCUCCUCAUGUUAUAUUGAUUUGUUGUCCUACUAAGUAUGAGUACUUAUAAUAUCGUAUCGCUGCUGCUUGAUUCGUCAUUGCCUGUUCGUGUUUUGUGAAGCAUACCCGUACGAUUAAUCGGUUCUGUUUGUACCUACCUACCUACUUUAUACUUAUUCGCGAGUUGACGUGUUUUUCUACUAAAAUCCAGUAACCAUGAAUUUCGUCGUUUUUAUUUCGGUGUCGUUGAUAUUUUCAACAAUUGUAUUAGCCUUACCUCAGACGGGGGCGCCUGGCAGUUUUAGUACCAUCGACCAUAACACACCGGAGAUUAAUAAACUGGCGAAUCAAGCAUUGGAUCAUUUCGUUUCCACCUCCGGUUCUGACAAUUCCAGCUGUAAACAAAAAAUAAAUAAAAUUCUGAGCGCAAAAUCGCAAACUGUGGCUGGAAGAAAUGUUGAUAUUCAGAUGGAAAUAUGCCCAGAUAAUUGUGGCGCAAAUGCGAGCAAAUGCAAAAUUUGUGAUACUAGGAUUUGGGAAAAAUCUUGGGAAAACUUCUCUCAAGUCACUAAAUUUGAGUGCCAACAAUAAUUUGAGAUCAUUGACCAAGGGCAUCGGACAACCUUUUAUCAUUUUUAAUCGAUAAUUAGGCUGCGCAGUAUCCAACUGUCAAUGUACAUAGCUGUAGAUGAAAAAUAUAAUUCAAGUCAGGCCAAGCAGUACAUUAUUUCUGAUAUCAUAUUAAUUUAUUUAAUUAAGUAACAAACAUGAUUAUGAAAAUGCAUUAUAAAUUACUCGUAUUCCCAAAGUUACUGAUCAUUGGAUCACAGUAAAUUUUCAAUACCUAUCCACACCUUUGUUCACUGUUCGAAUCAUUUGUAUAUUUGUAUCCAAUUUUUGAUAUCUGUCUGCCCCUGACUUCCUACAGGUGGCUUCUGCGUAUUUUCAAAUAAAAAAUUGCUGUUUUAAUCUA